CUCCUGACCUCAAGUGAUCCGCCCGUCUCUGCCUCCCAAAAUGCUGGGAUUACAGAUGUGAGCCACUGAGUCCGGCCUCCAAUUCAUCUUUCCAUUGUGCACAGGGCCUUCCCCGUCAGAGCCGUCCCCAGACUUCCAGAAUGCUUCCCCUCAAUAGAUUCCAGAGUCUCCGGAAGCAGGGCUGGGGAACAAACGGCAAACUAGGGAUCUUACCUGGGCCUGCCCAGUUGAGGCUAAGUCAAAAUGGGCUCCCAACAGACUGCCUGGCUCAUGCAGAUGGAGGGCUAACAUCUUUUUAGAAACAACCCGCGCUACCCUCUCCUGUUUCAAAAGGCUGUCUUGUCAGAAUGGUGGUAAGUCACCUUAGGAAGGGAGAGACGUCGUCCUGUUUGUCAGAUAGAGUUAGCAAAGGCUCAAUUUAAAAGAAAAAUUAAGAAGUUAAAAAUAAAAGUGUGGGGAGAUUCCCAUGACAUCCAUUUUUAUCGAUUUUUCCCUUUCUCUUACAUUUCCCAUGAGGCCAACUUUCUAAAACAGUCUUAGUCUUUUCAAGUUUACAAAAGGUAGCACCCAGACUCUCUGAAUAAAAUGACGGGAUGCCCGGGAGAAGAGUGAACCUCUCCCACGUGCUCCCUGCCUGGGCUCCAUGCUGUCGCGGGGUCUCGGCUACUCACUCAGCGGGCAUUUCUGGAGUUCCAGGAACACAAACCCCAACAAGAUCCAAUCGAUGCCUUCCCGCAGUGCACAGUCCAGGACACAACCCGGAGAACAAGCGGCAAUUACCCCCUUGAGGACAUGGCUUCAUCCGUGCGACAGACACCAAGCGCCAUCCCCACGCCCCUGACCAUAAAAGGCCGUCCCGGCCCUUCUGAAGCGUGGAGCCGGCUUGGAACAGAGCCAAGACACACGGACGCGAUGCACACAGGCGUCCUGAGGGAGGGCGCCGAGAACGCGGCCCUGGCGACUGCCACAGGCCCCUCCGCCUGGACUAGCUGCUCCCCUUUCCCGCCUCCACACAGGGGAGGGCGCAGCAAACGCCCGCCGCGGACUGUGGGCCUUGGAUUCGGAUUUGGAGGCUCCUCGGAACGAGGGGGUGGGAGCAGGCGGAAUCCCUUUGCCACCGCGCGCCCGGCGUCCCUGCGGCCGGGAAGCGGCGCCAUCUCCGCAGGUGCGCGGUGGACGCCUGCAUCCCUCGGGCCCGGGGCUGUCGGCCGCUACACAUCCACCUCCUGGGCUCACACAGAGGGCCCGGGCCGGGCCGGGCCGUGCCGAGUCUCGGCAGGGUUGAGCUUCCCCGAGCGGCGCGGGCUCAGGCGCGGGCUCAGGCACUGCCCGCAGUGCGGGACACGCCCAAGGCUCGGAUGGGAGCCGACGCUGAGGGAGCCGCACCGGCAAGGAGCGCCUAGAGCCGGGGCCGCGGCGGGAGGGGCGGGGGCGGGCGCGGGCGCCGCCGGCAGGGAUGCGAAAUCGCGGGAGGGGCCCGCGGGCCAGGCCGGAGCUGGGGGCGACCCGAGGCCCCAGCUGGCCGGCGAGGGUGGGAAGGGCGGACCCGGGUGGGGACCGCAGGCCCCGGGAACGAGCGCGCGAGCGGCGGGUCCCGGCGGCACUCACCGAGCCUGGGCGCCGGGGCGGCGGCGGCCGGCGCGCGGCCCUCUCGCGGGGUCCCCUCCCUCGGCCACCCGGGCUCCGCUCCAGCCUCGCAGUGGCGGCGGCACUGACAGCUGCGUCGCCGCCCUGGAGGGGAGGAUGCUCCUGCAACCCGCUACUGGCGGACGCACCGGCCGCUCAGGCUCCUGCAGGGGGCGCGGCGGCUCGCGCGUGCGCAGUCGGCCGCCCCUGCAGGUGCCCGGUGCACCCCCGACCGCCUCGGCCGCUCCGGCCAGCCCAACCCCGCGCCUGCGCGCAGUGCCCCGUGCAUGUCGCCCAUGCCCGGCAGAGGGCGCGCUGGCUUGCGCGUGCGCAGUCGGCCAUCCUGCGAGUACGCAGUUCGCACCCGGCCGCGCGGCAGCCCGUGCCUGCGCACUGCUCUGUGCCCGCGCCUAUGUCCAGCAGGGGGCGCGCAGCGGCGGUAUCCGAGCGAGGGCGCGGUGGCCUCUGACAGGAAUGACUCUGCGCACGUGCGUUUCACAGCAGUGGAAGUCUUCACACCCGGAAAUUUGA
This is a messenger RNA of Nomascus leucogenys (northern white-cheeked gibbon), 2157 nucleotides long. Its product is annotated as translation initiation factor IF-2-like. Bases 793 to 2157 code for a protein of 454 amino acids. The record is from RefSeq and is a predicted model, not a curated record. The transcript has a single exon. Lineage: Eukaryota; Metazoa; Chordata; Mammalia; Primates; Hylobatidae.